This is a messenger RNA of Poecilia reticulata (guppy), 3921 nucleotides long. Its product is annotated as flotillin-2a. Gene Ontology annotation, biological process: regulation of myoblast differentiation; protein localization to plasma membrane. NCBI's taxonomy places the organism in Eukaryota, Metazoa, Chordata, Actinopteri, Cyprinodontiformes, Poeciliidae. The record is from RefSeq and is a predicted model, not a curated record. Gene Ontology annotation, molecular function: protease binding. Gene Ontology annotation, cellular component: flotillin complex; plasma membrane; cytoplasmic vesicle.
AAAAAAAAAACGUAAAAAGGGGAAAAAUAAAACCCUCCUCCCGUAAUUUACGGUAGGGGCGUGAAGAGGGUUGCGCUUAAAGCGACCAAGGGAAGUUUAGAAACAAAAAUAUUUGUUUUUUGUAUGUUUUAAGCCGGUGUGGAUUCAAGUUUUUUGUGUCGAUAAAAUGGGAAAUUGCCACACCGUUGGACCGAACGAGGCCCUCGUUGUUUCAGGUGGCUGCUGUGGUUCGGAUCAGAAGACGUAUGUCGUGGGGGGCUGGGCUUGGGCCUGGUGGCUCAUCUCUGACAUCCAGAGAAUGUCUCUGGAGAUUAUGACCAUCCUCUGUCGCUGUGAGAAUAUCGAAACCUCGGAGGGUGUUCCCCUGGCUGUGACAGGGGUGGCUCAGGUGAAGGUGAUGACGGAAAACGAACUGCUGGGUUUCGCCUGUGAACAGUUCCUGGGAAAGACCGUGAUGGAGAUCAAGAGCGUCAUCCUGCAGACCCUGGAGGGUCACCUGCGCGCCAUCCUUGGUACCCUCACAGUUGAACAGAUUUACCAGGACAGAGACAAGUUUGCGUCUCUGGUGAGGGAGGUGGCUGCUCCCGAUGUCGGCCGAAUGGGCAUCGAGAUCCUCAGCUUCACCAUCAAGGAUGUUUACGAUAAAGUGGAGUACCUGAGCUCCCUGGGGAAAACGCAGACGGCUGCAGUGCAGAGGGACGCAGACAUCGGUGUGGCGGAGGCAGAGAGGGAUGCAGGCAUCAGGGAAGCCGAGUGUAAGAAAGAAAUGAUGGACGUCAAGUUCGUCGCAGAUACAAAGAUGGCCGACUCCAAACGAGAGCUGGAGAUGCAGAAAGCCUCCUUCAACCAGGAAGUGAACACAAAGAAAGCAGAGGCUCAGCUGGCGUACGAGCUGCAGGCGGCCAAGGAGCAGCAGAAGAUCCGUCUGGAGGAGAUUGAGAUCGAGGUGGUGCAGAGGAAGAAGCAGAUCACCAUCGAGGAGAAGGAGAUCGAUCGAACCGAAAAGGAGCUCAUUGCAACCGUGAAGAGACCUGCAGAGGCCGAAGCCUACAAGAUGCAACAGCUGGCCGAGGGACAGAAGAUAAAGAAGGUGCUGACGGCGCAGGCAGAAGCUGAGAAGAUCCGCUGCAUUGGUGAGGCUGAAGCAGCUUCUAUUGAAGCUGUGGGCAAAGCAGAGGCUGAGAAGAUGAGGCUGAAGGCUGAAGCCUACCAGCAGUACGGAGAAGCUGCCAAGACGGCGCUGGUGCUGGACGCUCUACCUAAGAUCACCAGUAAGGUGGCUGCUCCUCUGGCCAAGACCAGCGAGAUCGUCAUCCUGAGUGGCGAAGGCAGCCGCGUGACCGGAGAGGUGAAUCGACUUCUAGCUGAACUCCCCGUCUCCAUCAACGCCCUCACUGGGGUAGAUCUGACCAAGAUCCCUCUGCUCCAGAAGAUGACUGGCCCACAAUGCCAAGCGGCUGUGUGAUGUAUGAGACAAUAAGGCCUCAAGCAUGAAGAGGCUUCUCAGUCAGAUAAUCCCUCGUUGCAACUGCCUUCAACCAGGAACACUUGACACCGACCAAGAGUUUUUUUUUUUUUUUUUCAAACUAUUUCUAAGCGAAAUUUAGUUUUGUAUAGGAAAAAAGAAAUAUUCGCAUCAAGCUGUAUCUCAGCUUGGCUUCAGUUCGUCCUUAUCCUCCUUAGCUAAGAUGCUACUGUUUAUUCACUUCUACAUGGUAUCCAAAACAGAGCAGAGUGUGUUGUUUAAAGAUCCAGAGAUGUAUUGGGUAUUCCAGUCCAGAUUAGGGGCAGAUUCCUGCUGGAGUCAAAGACUUUCCAACUCGGGCGUUGAGACGCUGUUCCACCUCUGGAAGCUGUGCAGUGACGCAGCUGCUGCCUCUUCCUGUCUGUCGUUACAGAUGGGUUCCUAACGCUGACUGAUCUCUUCCUCUGAGUGUAGCUGUAAGAGGUGGAUUUUUGAAUCAGCUGUAUGAUGAUCCUCACUGCAGUUUAUCAUGUUGCCCGUCUGUUUCCGAUGUCCAGUGCCUGUUCAAACCUUCAUGCACUAAUUUGGAUUUAUGCCUGUCAAACAUGGCUACAGUAAAUCUGGUGUUUUUUUUGUUUUGUUUUGUUUUUUUUUCUCUUUCACUUUUAUCACACGUUUGAACACAUUUGCACCUGCGAAGCGAGAAGAAAGCCAUACAUAGCCUUAAAGGAGACCCUGGAUCUCAGCUGGGGCUGCCGAAAACUUUUCUAUUACCUCAAGUAGCAAAACGUUAGGCUGCCAUUUUAUUUCUCCCCUUUGUUCGACUUCCUUGUCCCCCCCUUCUUUGAAGUUCGCAUCAUGAGUAAUCACAUCAUGAAUCCUGCCCGUGUCCUCUUCCAUCCACGCUGACAAAGCAGAAAUGAAAUGACACGAGUUGGAAAACAAGCAUGUGAUCAGUUUGGCAACGCUUCACAUGGCAUCUGUGCUUUGUUGCUCUUUUGAUUGGUGGAUCUGAUGAAUGACUGAGUUUGAGCAGCUGGACCCCUAACUAUGAAAUCUAGAGAAAAAGUUUUAGUAUGAAGAAACGGAAUAUGAAUCUCCUCCGAUUAAGUUCUUAUUAUUAUGUCAGACCAUAGCGAUUGUGAUAUAAAUGUUCUGGUUUUAAUACCGUAAAGAUUUUUUUUUCUGAAGGGUUGACAGAAACGGAAAGGGAGGGUUGCUUGUAGUUGUUACAUAAUGUCAGAAAUCUAAAAUCUUUGUAAUCAUCUGUGUUGUCCAGCAUACUGUGAAUGUUUGGCCUACCUUUUAUUAUUGUCUUCUUUUUUUUAGUAAACAGUUGAUAAACCACUUUGUGAGGAGCUUAACGACGACUUUCCGAGUCUGUGACCAUAAACAUUUUCUUACAUUUUGCCUCCGAGUUUUAAUUUUGUUUUUUCCGUUUGUAUUUUCUGUGAAGUUUUAAAACCCUUUCUUUUGCUUUUGUUUUCUAAAAUGCUCCGUGUUUUUUUUUUUUUUUUUUUUUUACGCCUGAACAGAUCCAGGAAUCGCAUUCGCCUGCUAGCUUGUCGCGUUAUUCUCUGUCGUUUGUGUCGGCCAGUGCGGUUACUUUCAGCCGUUCCCAGGAAGUGAGUCAUUCCGACCUGACCGGGAGAACGGAUCGUUUUCCCGGUCAGUGAGAAUCAUUCAGAGACUCUGAUGUCACUCGGCUGCACAUUAAAUAAUUGGCAGCUCUCCCUCCCCUCAUCAUUCUCCGGUCACAUUAUGUUUCACAGGUUUCUAACAGUCACGCUUUUUAUGUUGAAGGUUGUAUAAAAAAAAAAAUUAAUAAAAAUACGUAGAUAUAUUAUAAUCUCACCUAUAUUUGUCAUAAUUCUGAACUUUUGUGCAGCAAUGACGCACAUUUUCACUAAACGGAAUCUCUUUGUGAUACUUGUUUAAAUUUAGGAAAUUAGAUUUCCUUAGUGCCUUUGUUAAAGUAACGAGCUCUGCAGAUUAUCACCUCAGAGAAGUGACAGGAUUUUUGUUAAAAAUGUGCUUUCGCCUAAUCUUGUAGAUGAAAAUGAACUUGAAUAUAUAGCUGAAUUGUUAUUAAAUAAGUCUAUAUACGUAAAAAGCUUUUAUUUGAAACUUUUGACCUCAUCAGUUGUUUUGGCCAUCAUAUUUGUGCCAAAGAAUGCAAAAUCAUUUGACUAAUCAGAUGCAACUUCUUGUGACUUGGUGUAGCAUUUGAGAAAGAAAUAAAAACCACAAAAAAAAAAACAUUUCUGACCUAUGCCUUAACUCUCAUCUUUGUCUGAAACACGUCUGUUGUAAUCUGUUCUCUCUGUUGAUGUUUUCAUUCGGUUUUAUUUCAUGGCUUCUCAUGUACCGAUGACUGUAAGGAGAAGCCACGCAGCAUGGAGGAUUAAGCAUGUUAUUCUGUGUUGUCACUCUAAUAUAAAGUUGUAUCACCUUCA